AUGCUGCAACACGCCACCGCUGAACAAGGGCUCUGCACGCAACCGAUGGAUAGGUAUCAGCUCUACCCUGUUUCCUUCGUCACCCGCCUCUACCUUCCGCCGCUGCUUUGUGCUGUAGAAGACGAACCCCUUCGAUGGCGUUCGCCAAAGCCCAAGGUACUCAGUGUGCUCGGUCAUGGAGAAGGAAAAGGGUGCGGAUUGAAGAAGGGUCUCAUUGUCUCUGUCUAUCUACAAAGGUUUGUGGAUUGUGAAGCCUGCCAACCAUUUGGAAGAGCUGAAUAUGACACUCCUGAGAAGGCCGUGACAAUAUACUCUGAAUCCUUCAAGACGAUUCCCGAGCUUCAGAUUGUUCAAUUCACUGCUGUCAUGGCCUGUGUGGAAGGAAGCUCGAUCUAUGCUUCAGAAGAUAUUAUCAUGUACCAUGAGCAAAUCAACUGA
Messenger RNA from Linum trigynum, 438 nucleotides. NCBI's taxonomy places the organism in Eukaryota, Viridiplantae, Streptophyta, Magnoliopsida, Malpighiales, Linaceae. The record is from the annotation of a GenBank genome assembly.